Pediculus humanus corporis (human body louse) is the source of this 222-nucleotide messenger RNA. RefSeq lists its product as uncharacterized. The record is from RefSeq and is a predicted model, not a curated record. NCBI's taxonomy places the organism in Eukaryota, Metazoa, Arthropoda, Insecta, Psocodea, Pediculidae. Gene Ontology annotation, molecular function: protein tag activity. The transcript is spliced from 2 exons. Gene Ontology annotation, biological process: mRNA splicing, via spliceosome; protein modification process. Gene Ontology annotation, cellular component: nucleus; cytoplasm. The coding region runs from base 1 to 222 and encodes 73 amino acids.
AUGUUAGAAGUUACUUGUAAUGAUAGGUUGGGAAAAAAGGUUAGAGUCAAAUGCAAUCCUGACGACACAAUUGGCGACCUUAAAAAGUUAAUAGCUGCACAAACAGGAACUAGAUGGGAUAAAAUUGUCCUUAAAAAAUGGUACACCAUAUUCAAAGAUCACAUAAAAUUAGUUGAUUAUGAAAUUCAUGAUGGAAUGAAUUUAGAAUUAUAUUAUCAGUAA